This is a messenger RNA of Malaya genurostris, 2671 nucleotides long. Its product is annotated as glucose dehydrogenase [FAD, quinone]-like. The record is from RefSeq and is a predicted model, not a curated record. Gene Ontology annotation, molecular function: flavin adenine dinucleotide binding; oxidoreductase activity, acting on CH-OH group of donors. NCBI's taxonomy places the organism in Eukaryota, Metazoa, Arthropoda, Insecta, Diptera, Culicidae. The transcript has 4 exons. The coding region runs from base 666 to 2531 and encodes 621 amino acids.
GGUAUACGUGAUCUUCUAUAACUAUAAAACCAGGAAUGUCAUCCGAAUGUCCCGACGACCUUCAAAAUUUUCGACAGAACACCUGUUGUCUUCUUGCUUUUAAUCUUCAAAGAUCUGCAUGGUAGAUUUUGCACCCGACCGAGGUAAUAAAUGAUACUCUUUUUUCUAUUUCAAAUUUCUGUUGACCAAUUCACCAUCGCCGUCUAUUCGAUACGAUGGUGUUAGCUGCGAAGCCACAACACGAAACAUGAAUGUAUAGUGGCUAGCGUGGUAUGCCCCAACCAUCACGCGUCAGGCAGGCAGUCGGGAGGCGCGCGAUGUUGGUAGAGUCGAUAGUUUUCGAUUUUUGUUUUUCAAAACGCUGGUAGACGCGAUCGCGAGAGGUGUGACCACGUACACAGUCUUGACUCGGAGUGGCUUUUGCUAAUGAAGGUCCCUCGAUUGCAGGGAAGCCGUAGUCAAUUACUAGAUAGGAAAUUUUGUUCAAUCUAACAAUUGAACAAUAUUGUGAGAUAAUAUUCAGAGUCUAAAAAGUCUUCGAACUAAUUUCGUUGAUUCAAUGUUAAUAUGCGAACAGUCGAAAUCGUUUAAGUGUUUGAAGUGAGCGUCGUUAACCUGAAGAAAUCGAAUAAGCGUUGAAAGUAGAAAACAUAAUUCGGAAAAAAAUGAUGUGUAAAUUGAAUCUAACUGAUGUAGUGUUGAGAAUACUUUUGUUGUUGCUGUGUGGAUUGCGAACUUUUGCUAGUGGAUUUUUCAACAUCAGCUCACUGCUUAACUUCGGACUAACUGAUCUGUUUGAAAUAAACUACGGACAUCCUUCGUUGCGCCCGUUUUACGAUUAUGUGAUAGUUGGUGCUGGUCCUGCAGGAUGUGUACUUGCCAAUCGACUGUCGGAAGAUGCCUCCAAAACGGUUCUACUCUUAGAGAUUGGGAAGGGCGAAAUUCCUGUCAUUACCGAUGCUCCACUGCUAGGACCCACACUUGCCUCUACCGACUACAAUUUUGGAUAUAAAACAGAAGUUCAAAAGUACGGAUGUCAAGGGUUACGGGACAAACGAUGUAGCUGGGCGCACGGGCGAGGAGUGGGUGGAUCUUCGAUCAUAAAUAAUGUGAUUUUCACUAGGGGCAACAAACGGGACUACGAUAGUUGGGCAAAAGCGGGAAACCCUGGUUGGAGUUGGAAUGAAAUGUUGCCUUACUUUCGUAAACUGGAAAAGGCCAAUAUACGGGACUUUGGUGAUAAUGGCUUUCACGGUACGGAUGGGCCGCUAUCAGUAGAAGAUUGUCCAUUUAGAUCUAAAAUUGCCGAGGCGUUCGUGAAAAGUGCCCAAGAGGUUGGAUAUCCCUACCUGGACUAUAACGCUGGAGACCUCAUCGGAGUAUCAUAUCUGCAGGCGCACACACUUCAUGGUCGUCGUGCCACCGGAGGAAACGCCUAUCUAAAGGACAUCGUGGACCGACCAAACCUACACAUUAUGACACGUUCGUGGGUCACCAAAGUUCUAAUUGAUUCCCAUAUCAAGGAAGCCAAAGGAGUACAGUUUGUAACAGGUAAACGAACCUACACAGUGAAGGCAACCCGAGAAGUGAUCCUGUCCGCUGGAGCUUUUGAAAGUGCUAAAUUGCUGAUGUUGUCAGGUGUUGGACCAUCAAAGCAUCUUCAAAAGCAUGGCAUCAAAGUUAUCCGGAAUCUACCAGUUGGUAAACAGGUUACAGAGCAUGGUGGAGUUUUCGGACCAGUGUAUAUAGUUCAUAAUGAUCCGGAUAGACUCACCAGCUUGGAAAAGAUUGCUACCUUGAGUGAGUUCAUGAGAUUCAGGAACGGAAGCGGCCCAUUGACGUCUAACUCAGUCGAAAGCUUGAUGUACGUCAAAUCACCUGUGGCGGAAGAUCCUGACCCAGGACUACCAGACGUUGAGGUUAUGCAAGCUUUCGUCUCAUUCGGAUUCGAUUCGUCACCAUCUGUUAAGUUUGCUUAUCAUUUAUCUGAUGAAUUAGAUAAAGUGUAUUUCAGACCUUUGGGUAACUUGAGAACAUUUAUGUAUCUUCCUAUGUUGUUGAAGGCACGGGCCAGGGGACAAGUCCGACUGAAGUCCACCAAUCCUUUUCACCAUCCGGAAUUCAAAUAUCAGUAUUUUGAAGAUGACAGAGAUGUAGAAGCGCUGGUAUACGCAAUUUUGCAAGCUAUCAAAGUUACCUCACAACCAGAAUUUCAAAAACUCGGUGUCGAGUUGUAUUCCAAGAAGGUUCCUGGAUGCCAAGAUUUGAAGUUUAACACUCUGGAGUACUGGCGUUGCCAUGUUCGAACGGUUACUGCAACCUUCCAGCAUCAGGUGGCAACAUGUAAAAUGGGACCAGCCAGCGAUCCUGAAGCAGUGGUAAAUCAUCGACUUCGUGUUCAUGGUAUUAAAAAUCUCCGAGUGGCAGAUGUUGGCAUCAUUCCUGACUCUCCCACAGGCCAUACAAGUGCUCAUAGUUUUGUAAUCGGUGAAAAAGCAGCAGAUAUGAUAAAGGAGGAUAACAGUCAAUAAGCAUAUCUUUACAUAGGAGAAGUCGUUCUAGACUUUAAGGUAUUCUUCAGUCAACUGGCGGAUACAAGUUAUGACGCCACUAAAAAUCUUGUGUUUUGAAUUUUAAAACCGCGAACGCUUUAUAUUGAACCAAUCAAUAA